GAACAAAACAUUCAUUCUCCAAGUCAGACAAACCCCCUGAUCCUAAAUUUAAAAAGUUUAAUGACUUGUUGUCUAAGGCAGAUGAGCCACUGUAUGAAGGAUGUGAAAAAUAUUCUACUUUGGCGGCAGUGUCAAGAUUAUUAAAUAUUAAGUCAGAAGAAACUUGGGUAGGAUAUAAUGAAAAAUAUGGUACAGAAGAUUCUGUUGGUGGUAGCACGGGGGACGUAUCGAAGUCAUAUGCAAGAUGGGUUGAACAUGUUGGAAUAAAGAAUGGGAGAGUUUAUGGUGAGGGUUCCGGGGUUGAUGAGCUUAGUCUUCGGGGAAACAACAUGGAUGAGCAUUCUGUUACUUCUUCAAAUAAAUCAACUCAUUUUGAAUCAAUGCUCGAGCUGCAACAAACACAACUAGUACUUCUAGAAAAGGAGCAGAAUCGACUAAGAUCCACACAAGAUGAACAAACUACAAAGCUGGAUGAGGUUCUUGAUUAUCAAUCGUCAUUUGAGGACAACAUAAGAAACAGAAUGAGUGAAGAAGUUCGACAACUUGUAUCCCAAGAAAUUGGAAAGGUCGCCCUUGAGGUAAGAAAGGCUGUUGCUCAAGAAGUUGGGAAGAGUGUUGCUCAGGAAAUUGGAAAGGCGCAACGUCAAAUUCUGGAAGCAAUUCAACGUCGAUAGUAAGAUGUGGGAGGGAGGCUAGGCUAUUUGGUGUCGUGGCUGGAUAAGAAGUUGUGAAGACUAUUAUUCAAGACAUUCAAGACUAUUAUUCAAGACUAUCAUUCAUACCAACAUACAUUAGUUAAUUUCUGAAUUUUAUUAUCAGUAGUGAUAAAUUUGAAGGUUUGAACCUUCCAAGAUUAUUAUUAGUUGGGUAAAAGGUUACCCCGAUGAUUCUAUUAUAAACAAACCAUAAGUACAAGUAAUGUAACAGAAUGUUACAUUAGUUAAUGUGAAUGACAUGCCAAACACAUUUAGAAAA
Molecule: messenger RNA, 975 nt
Organism: Erigeron canadensis
Lineage: Eukaryota; Viridiplantae; Streptophyta; Magnoliopsida; Asterales; Asteraceae
Exons: 3
Coding region: 330-674 (114 amino acids)
Source: RefSeq, a predicted model, not a curated record